Molecule: messenger RNA, 1362 nt
Organism: Emiliania huxleyi CCMP1516
Lineage: Eukaryota; Haptophyta; Isochrysidales; Noelaerhabdaceae
Exons: 6
Coding region: 1-1362 (453 amino acids)
Source: RefSeq, a predicted model, not a curated record
AUGAACACGCUCACGGCGCUGCAGGCGCUCCCGCUGCCUUCAGCAUCACGCGCUCCAGCGCCUCGAAUGGCCUCGCCUCGCGACGAGCUGCUCAAAGAGCUUCAGAACUUCGAGCGCAGCAACCAGCGGCGAGCUUUUCUCAACGGCCUCGCCGCCACGUCCGUUACUCUCUUUGUGGGUGGGUUGAGUUUCGGGACGGGCGGGCUGGCCUCCAAAAGGCUGGAGGAGGGCGUGCGCGAACCGCCGCCCUUCGUCGACGUCACGGACGGGAAGCAGGAUAUGAACAGGGUGCCGGCCGUCGCCGAAAAUGUCGCGGGCACCGAGGUCCCGCCUCCAGCGCCACCACCGGUCCAGGCGCCAGCGUCGCUCCAGGCAUCGGUCGGCGGGGGACUGGGCAUGCCGCUGGCACCAGUCGGAGCGGUGGCGGUCGCCGCUGCGGCUGCGUUUGCUGAGAGGCGGCAGCGGCUGAGCGCUGCAGUCGAGGCGGAGGAGGCGCAGCUGAGCCUCGCGGAGGGGUCGGUGAGCGGCGGGGAGGAGGCGGACGCAGGCGCCAUCUCGCCAGCUUUGACGGUGGACCCGACGGCGGCAGGGCUGGCGGCGGGGAGCAGGCAGAGGUGGGCGGCCCGUGGCGUGACCAAGCAGGUCCGGGAGUACGUCGGCACGCCGGUGGGCGGGCGCGAGGUACUGUACCUCGACACGCCUGGCAUCGGAGACAUCGACGUGCCGCUGCAGAAGCUGUUCGCUCUCUUCGAGCAGCGACUCGCCGGCGCAGAGGUCGACGGCGUGCUCGUCACCACGCCCGUGUCGGACGCGCGAGUCAAGCUCGGCGCUCAGGUCGUCAAGUUCCUCGUCGAGAACGGGUUCGUCGGCGGCGCGGAGAAGUGGGCCAGCGUCGUCUUAGUCGGGACAAAGAACGACAAGGCGGACGAGGAGGACCGGCACUGCUUCCGCAGCCAGGUCGUGCCUGAGCUCUUCUCAGCCGCGCAAGGCGCGACAGGCAGCUACGCGCUGGUCGGGCGGGAUGACUACUCGCAGCUGAUCGAUCGCAUCGCGCGCCUGCCGAGCGGGACCCUCUCGUACCGCCGCCCGUCGAGCAGGGCCAUCCAGGCGGAGCUGCUGCCGCUGGUGGGGGGCGACGACUUCAUCAUCGAAGAGCUGCCGCCGCCGCCGACGAGGCAGCCGAGCGUGCCGGCCGGGCAGGACCCGCGCAGGUGGGGCUUCCUGCCGCCGCCGCAGUGGCCGACGUGGGCGGCGCCGCGGCAGCCCGCCUGGCUGCCCACCCCGCUCGCGAGCGUGACGCCCGAGGAGCGGCGCACCGCCCGCGCCGAGCGAUCCGCCUCUCACCGCGCAGCGCAGGAGUAG